Molecule: messenger RNA, 1245 nt
Organism: Cavenderia fasciculata
Lineage: Eukaryota; Evosea; Eumycetozoa; Acytosteliales; Cavenderiaceae
Exons: 4
Coding region: 1-1245 (414 amino acids)
Source: RefSeq, a predicted model, not a curated record
AUGGUUUUUUUAAUGUUUACAAUUAUGAUCAAAGUUUUUUUGUUUAUAUUGGUCUUGGCAAGCCUAGGCCUAGUUUCCAAUGUUUUAUCCUCAGAAUGCUCAGCACGAUGUGUACAAGUAGGAUCAACAUGCACACCAGAAUUUUAUUACAUGCAUGGAUUUCCUGUACUAUGUGCCGACUCUUUCUGUUCUGUAACAGGGAAUGAAACAUCUGAUUGGAAUGCGACGUGUACUCCCUACUCAACAGAGGGAGGAACAUGUUCUAAAGAAAAUGAUGAUAUUCGUGGCGGUUGCCAACCAGGUCUUGAAUGUAUCUAUGGGUCCCGUUGUUAUCAAGAGGGGUAUGUUCAAUAUGGUGAUUAUUGUAAAAAUGUAUACGAAUGUUCUGGGAUGUUGGAUUGUAGUAUCAAAAACACAUGUGAUUAUCCAGACAGCUCUAUGUAUGGGUCAUCUAUUUAUGAAUGUGACUCGAAAUCAAGUUGCCCAUAUGGUUCAUACUGUAACUUUACACAAACCAUCAAUUCAACCGAUCAAAGCAACAUCACGACUAUGAUAUGCUCUCCAGAGUUUUCUAUUGGUGAUGAAUGUAAUCUUUCUAUCAAUGAAGAGGACGCAUGCCCAUAUGGAUCAUUGUGCAACAAAGUCAAUGCAACAAGCAGUGUCCAUAGAUGUACCCGUCUUUUUUCCCUUGGUCUAGGUGAACCUUGUUUGUACCAUGAUGACUUUGGCCUAGCAUCAACGUGUAAUGCUUCACAAGGUCUCUACUGUAAAAGGAAUGGUGUAUGUGACCACAUUUCAACCAAUACUUCCACCAUCUGCACCGAUGACGACGAUUGCAACAUUUACGAGGUUUGUGAUUGCUCCAAGGGUAACAAUGGUACAUGCGUAACAAAUUAUAAUGUCAACAGUCAAUGUGCCACUGCCACCAUGUCCUUUUACGACUGUUUGGCUGACAACCGUUGCACUCUAGUUGAUAACUAUCUCAACCUAAACUCUUGUGUUGCCAGCAAGUGUGGUGUCGAGUACUGUAACCUUUCCAUUUCUUGUUAUAAUACUGAUAAUGAUUUCAAAUGUCCAUCUCCUCAUCCGAUCAACACUAUUAAUUGUCGACCACGUCCCAUUUCCUCUUCUUCUCUGGACUCCUCUGAACCAUCAUUAUCACCCUCUUUAUCAUCACCAUUCGUAUUGGGUUUACUGUUAUCUAUUGCCAUUUCAACUUUCGUAUAUGUACUCUUCAUUAAUUAA